AGUGUGUCACAGGAUGAAAGACUUGAUUGAGGGCCGAUGCUAUUAACACUGCUGUGUAUUUCCUUUUUUUUUUCCUGAGCCCAUUUUUCACCUGUCUUCAUAUUUUUGUUUCUAUAACAGAAACAUUACAGCUUCUUGGUAGCUUUAACAGGAAAGGAAAGGAGCAUUAGAAUCCCAUGUACCAUUACCACUUGUAGCUAUUUUAUGCCUACAUUAACAGACUGCUUCUUUUAUAAUAAAUCUUUCAUUUUUCCUGUAUUGUGGCAUUUAGAUUGGUUCCAGUAUUUGCUCUCACAUCUCUGUAUAUGAAAUUUUAGCACUUUAGGAUAAACUCCUUACUUUUUUGGAAGCAGAAUUAUUCAUUUAAAAGGUAUAAGCUUUUUGUCUUUUUAAAAUGUUAAUGUCUUUUAACUGUAAAGCACUGGGCUACGGAUGUGGCUCAGUGGUAGAACAUUUGCCUAAUCUAUCUCAGCCCUGGGUUUAGUUCCCAGCACUGCUCUGCAAAAAAAAAAAAAAAAAAAAAAAACCAGUUAAAGAUUCUGCCUUGAUGUGGCUUAUGUCAGUGCAGUGACAGCAGAGAGCCUUUAAGAACCCCUGGAACUGGCCUUGCUGCUGCUGCUUUUAGGAAGGGAGUCCUGGGGCUACGUGGUGGCCUCAUGGAGACCCCUCACUCAGAUACCUCUGGAGGGGUGGCAGGGUCGGAGCCCAGGGUGCACUUCCGAGUGACAAGGUUCAUCAUGGAGGCAGGUGUCAAGCUAGCUAUGCGCUCCAUUCCCAUCGCCACUGCCUGCACCAUCUACCAUAAGUUCUUUCGCGAGAUCAGCCUGGAGGCUUAUGACCCAUACCUCGUCGCCAUGUCAUCCAUUUACUUGGCGGGCAAGGUGGAGGAGCAGCACCUGCGAAUCAGAGACAUCAUCAAUGUAUCCAACAGCUACUUCCACCCAGGCAGCGAGCCCUUGGAGCUGGACUCGCGCUUCUGGGAGCUCCGGGAUAGUGUUGUGCAGUGUGAGCUCCUUGUGCUGAGGGCCCUGCGCUUCCAGGUCUCCUUCCAGCACCCGCACAAGUACCUGCUCCACUAUCUGAUGGCCCUCAAACACUGGCUGAAUCGAUACAGCUGGCAGCGGACUCCUGUUGCCAUCGUGGCCUGGGCCUUGCUGCGGGACAGCUACCACGGGGGGCUGUGCCUUCGCUUCCAGCCUCAGCACCUGGCCGUGGCUGUGCUCUACCUGGCCCUACAGGUCUAUGGAGUAGAAGUCCCUGCUGAGGAGGAGGCCGAGAAGCCAUGGUGGCAGGUGUUUAGUGAAGACCUUACCAAGCCAAUCAUUGAUAACAUUGUGUCUGAUCUCAUUCAGAUUUAUGCCAUGGACACAGAGAUCCCCUAAACCUCUAGCUUUGGCCUGCCCAAAGAAAAGUCCAUGAUGGUUGUUUGCCUGGAAAUAGUGCCAUCACUUUGCUGCCAUGCCUAGUGCCCUGAGGACCAGCGAGGAGGACUGGUUAUGCUGGUGAAGGUGAUGACACACUGUUGCUUUGACUGUCCCUAGCAGCAUGGUCCAGACAUUGUGAGGAGCUGUGCCUCCUCUGUGCAAGGAGCUCACAAUGUGCUGCUGUCUGAGGUGGCAGCAUUCCCUUUGUUCUUUGAGAAGACUGACUGCAACCAAGAUGUGAGCUCACUGACUGGAGAGUCAAAGAACAGAUGGGACUUCAUCCCUAGGGAUCUUCUUAAAGCCAGAUUUAUAAUAAGUGUGAAUAUGCAACACAGAUGCAAUUUUGUUUGUGUAAUUAAAAAAUGGUACAAAUCAAAAAUA
This is a messenger RNA of Dipodomys spectabilis (banner-tailed kangaroo rat), 1805 nucleotides long. Its product is annotated as cyclin-Q-like. The transcript has a single exon. NCBI's taxonomy places the organism in Eukaryota, Metazoa, Chordata, Mammalia, Rodentia, Heteromyidae. Bases 657 to 1382 code for a protein of 241 amino acids. Gene Ontology annotation, cellular component: nucleus. Gene Ontology annotation, molecular function: cyclin-dependent protein serine/threonine kinase regulator activity. Gene Ontology annotation, biological process: regulation of transcription by RNA polymerase II. The record is from RefSeq and is a predicted model, not a curated record.